Messenger RNA from Leptosia nina, 1194 nucleotides. The record is from the annotation of a GenBank genome assembly. Lineage: Eukaryota; Metazoa; Arthropoda; Insecta; Lepidoptera; Pieridae.
AUGGCGAAACAAUAUGAUGAAGGCAUGCUAUCAGAUAUGUUGCCAAUAUACUAUUCAAGACACUUUCCACAGAGUUUGUUUUGUAGAUGGUUAUCAUGUGGAAAUUACCCACAGCCUCUUGCGAAUCGAGAAUUAUCAUUUACUCUAGCAGACGAUGUGUAUCUUCGUUAUUUAUCUAUAAGUAAUCAAAAAGAGUUACAAACACUUUUUCAAAAGAAAUGUCCGCACAAGUUAGAUAUAGGCCCUGUGUACAACAUAAAACCAUCAAUAGGACGUCACGAUGCUAUAGUACUGGCAAGAGAACUUGUUUUUGAUAUAGAUCUUACAGAUUAUGAUGAGAUAAGAACAUGUUGUCAAGAAGCUAACGUCUGUGAUAAAUGUUGGAGAUUUAUGGUUAUUGCUUGUGAAGUAAUUAACACAGCCUUAAAAGAAGACUUUGGUUUUCAAAACAUAUUAUGGGUGUUUUCUGGAAGACGUGGUAUUCAUUGCUGGGUAUCAGAUCAUGAUGCUAGAACUUUAGAUAGUCCUGGAAGAACUGCAGUUGCAGAUUAUUUGUGCCUUAUUACUGGUGGGGAUAAUCAAAAUAAGAAAGUAAAUUUGGUAGGUGAUAAUCUGCAUUCUAGCAUAAGGAGAAGUAUCAACAUAAUUGACAAAUAUUUUAAUAUCAUAGUACAGGAACAAGAGUUCUUUUCUACUAAAGAAGGGUUAAGCAAAUUGUUACGAGUAAUACCAGAUGAGACUUUACGAAAACAGACUGAGGAGACAUUGGACAAACUGGCUCCUUCAUCAUUAGAGAGAUGGGAGGCCUUUAUUCAAAUCUAUAAUCAAUUUUGCAAACAUAACAACGUGAGAAAAAUUAAGUAUCUUAUAGAAGAAAUUAAAAUACAGUAUUGCUAUCCAAGACUAGACGUCCAUGUUACAAAGGGAUUUAAUCACUUGCUUAAAUCACCAUUCAGUAUACAUCCGAAAACUGGAAAGGUCUCUGUUGUAUUUAAACCUGAGAACAUCAACAGUAUGAAACUGGACAGUGUCCCAACAAUUCAUACACUGCUUGAUGACAGUGCUAAGGAGAACACGCAACACGAAGCCAACAUGAGAACGGCAAUAAAAAGCUUUCAAGAAGUCGUGUUUUUAUUGGAAAAAACUGAAGCGCUUAGAAGAAAAACUGAAACAAGUAUAUCCCUUGACUUUUGA